Messenger RNA from Penicillium argentinense, 1677 nucleotides. It is a transcript of the gene gmdB, whose product is annotated as general amidase GmdB. The coding region runs from base 1 to 1677 and encodes 558 amino acids. The record is from RefSeq and is a predicted model, not a curated record. The transcript has 5 exons. Lineage: Eukaryota; Fungi; Ascomycota; Eurotiomycetes; Eurotiales; Aspergillaceae.
AUGACAACCGACACGGCACCCCGUCCAAGCUGGCAAGACCUCGUCACGCGCAAGCAGCGCGAAUGUCGCGAAAAGAUCCCCCACGCGUGGACCCUCAGCCCAGAUAUCCACAUUUCCCGCCGCCCGAUCGAGUCCGACCUGCCUCGGACGUGCGGGUUGCUCUCAGACGUCGAGCUGGAUCUCACAGAGAACUACUCGGUGGCGCAGUUGCUGGCCAAGUUGGCUUCGGGGCAGACGAGCUCGUUGGCGCUGACCACCGCAUUUUGUAAACGGGCGGCUAUCGCGCAGCAGGUGACAUCGUGUCUCACCGAGACCUAUUUCGCCCAGGCGCUGGAGCGGGCUCAGUUUUUAGACAAAUUUAUCGCUCGCGAGGGCAAGACUGUUGGGCCGCUGCAUGGGUUGCCAGUGAGUCUCAAGGAUAGCUUUUGCGUCAAGGGCUUGCAGACGACAGUGGGUUAUGUGGAGUUUUUGAAACAUGGUCCCGCGACGACAAACUCGGCUUUGGUCGAGAUGUUGUUGGAUCUCGGGGCAGUUGUAUAUGUGAAGACGAAUGUUCCUCAGACUAUGAUGACCGGCGACUCGGAAAAUAACAUUUACGGUCGAACACUAAACCCGCACAACACCUCCCUCACAGCCGGCGGAUCCAGUGGGGGCGAGGGCGCCCUGGUCGCUUUCCGCGGAUCUAUACUAGGAGUCGGCACCGACGUUGCAGGUUCGAUUCGCAUACCAGCUCUCUGCUGCGGUGUUUACGGCUUCAAGCCGACCACAGCCCGCAUUCCUUUUGGUGGUCAGAUUUCCGGUGUGACGGAGGGAAUCCCCGGCAUUAUUCCCUCGGCUGGACCAUUGGGUCACAGUAUCGCAGACCUGCAGCUAUUUAUGAAGACAAUUGUCGGCAACGGUCAAGCAUGGAGGUACGACCACACAGCAGUCGCAGUUCCUUGGAACUCCGCCCCGGAAUCCUUUUCACGACAUAAUGGAAGCUUGACUAUUGGUCUCUUGGCGGAGGAUAAACAGUUCCCCCUGCACCCCCCUGUCAAGCGUGCAUUGCAAAAAGCAGUGGCUCUCUUGACUUGUGCCGGCCACCGCGUCGUUCCUGUGGGCAAUGACACCAACGAGGAUCUAUCUGUGGCCUACGCUUCUCGCCUCGGGUUCCAGUCCUUCACCUACACUCCGCACCAGGACCAUGUCGGAGCGAGCGGCGAGCCACUCGUCAAUUCGGUUGCGAAGUUCGCAUCGCCCAUGUUCUCGGGUCCGUGGCCGGUGGAUCAGGAACUAGAUGUUUUCGAAAAGAUCCAGGCGCUUCACGAAGCGAAAAGCCGUGUCAGUAAUGCCUGGCGCCAUGCUUGGGUGGACAAUAAGCUUGAUGUAGUUCUUGCCCCUGGUGCUCAGAAUACAGCCGUUGGAUACGACACCUACGGGUGGCCUCCUUAUACAUUGCUGUGGAACUUGUUGGAUUACCCUGCUUGUAUCAUUCCGUUUGGAAAGGCGUCCAAGGAGUUGGAUCCGCAUGAGAUGAAGACGGGUGAUGAUGUGCAACCUGACUACCAUCCAGAAGAGGUGGAUGGUGCACCAUGCGCAGUCCAAGUCAUCGCGCCUCGCUUCCAAGACGAGAAGUGCCUAUGGGCCGCAGAUAUCAUUGAUAAAGUCGUCAAUAGGUCGAAAGAGAAACCACUAUAA